AGUCGGAGGAGUCACAGAGGACACUUGAGAGGCCUCCUCCUGAGCGCCUUGUGUCAUCACUUGUACCCUGAGCCUGCAGUGGGGGCUCACUGCUCUCACAGAUGAGGAUUCCAGGCUCAGAGGAGCAAGGGCUUCUCACAGCAAGAAGGGUGGAGUGGAGACUCAGGACCUCAAACCAGUCCACGUGUACUACUCAGCCUCUGUUGCCUGGAGAUGUGUGGGGAGCAGAGGCCAGAGCUGAGGGGGUUUACGUAGAGAAGUGGAGCACAGGCCACGGGAAGAGGAGGAUUACUGUCUGCAGAUCCCUGAGGCCUCUCUGGCAUUGGAGCCAGACUGACCUGGAAUCACCAUCCAGCUGUGGCAUUUGUAGAGUAAGUGAGCUUGAACAAUACAUGUAUCACAGCUCAGAGCCUCAGUCUUCUCGUCUGUGAAAUGGGGGCAGUGGCAGACUCUUACAGGAUGGUUAUGAGGAGUUCCUGGGUGUGAAGUGAAAGAUUUCAGCCCUGUACCAGGCAUUUGGUACACUAAGAUGAAGACAGCGACCAACAUCUACAUCUUCAACCUGGCCUUGGCCGAUGCGCUGGCCACCAGCACACUGCCCUUCCAGAGUGCCAAGUACCUGCUGCAGACAUGGCCCUUCGGGGAGCUGCUCUGCAAGGCUGUGCUGUCCAUCGACUACUACAACAUGUUCACCAGCAUCUUCACGCUCACCAUGAUGAGUGUCGACCGCUACAUCGCCGUGUGCCACCCCGUCAAGGCCCUGGACUUCCGCACACCUGCCAAGGCCAAGCUGAUUAACAUCUGCAUCUGGGUCCUGGCCUCAGGUGUUGGUGUCCCCAUCAUGGUUAUGGCUGUGACCCGCCCCCGGGACGGGGCAGUGGUGUGCAUGCUCCAGUUCCCCAGCCCCAGCUGGUACUGGGACACAGUGACCAAGAUCUGCGUGUUCCUCUUCGCCUUCGUGGUGCCCAUCCUCAUCAUCACCGUGUGCUACGGCCUCAUGCUGCUGCGCCUGCGCAGUGUGCGCCUCCUGUCGGGCUCCAAGGAGAAGGACCGAAGCCUGCGGCGCAUCACGCGCAUGGUCCUGGUGGUGGUGGGCGCCUUUGUGGUGUGCUGGGCGCCCAUCCACAUCUUCGUCAUCGUCUGGACACUGGUGGACAUCGACCGGCGUGACCCGCUCGUUGUGGCCGCGCUGCACCUGUGCAUCGCCCUGGGCUAUGCCAACAGCAGCCUUAACCCCGUGCUCUACGCCUUCCUGGACGAGAACUUCAAGCGCUGCUUCCGCCAGCUCUGCCGCUCGCCCUGCGGCCGCCGGGAGCCGGGCAGCUUCAGCCGCGCACGCGAGGCCACGGCCCGCGAGCGGGUCACUGCCUGCACUCCCUCCGACUGCCCGGGGGGUGGCGCUGCGGCCUGAACACACCUCUCCCCUGCACCCCUCCGAGGUAACCAUGGAGGCCCAGGGAGGUGGAACCACGAUCCGGGACUGGGCAGUAGAGGGUGUGGAGGCUUGGGCCGCUGGAUUGGUGCCUGGGGACUUGGGACUGGGUAAGUGGCCGCGAGAUGGGGCCUGUGCAGUGGGGUGGCCUCUGGAGCCAGUGAGGGACAGGUACCUGAUCCAGGUCUCAGGCUGGGCGGAGGCAGCUAGUGAUUGCAGGAGUGUGGGACCUGCAGCACUGGAACCGGGCCUGCUAACAGACCUGUGCAGUGGGCAGAGUCUCAACCUUGGGGCAGCCUUGAGUUCUAAGCCCCCGGGGGAUUUGAGGCAUCAAGAUCUGCUCUAGAACCUGACGAUUCUGCCCCUAGGACCGAGAAAGAGCAAUGGUGGAUGGUGGCUUGAAAGUUGAGUUGCAAGGCUGAAUGUGGUGGAGAGGAUCCCCUUCCCGGAGAGGCAGAGAGGCAGGACAAAGCAGGCUUGCUGUAACUCAGAGAGCCUGUGUGCAGGAGGUGGGGCCUCGUGUUUGGCAGAGUCCCAGCCUCGAGUUCUAGCAGCAGGUGGGGACUCACCGAGGUCUAGGUCCAAUUUGACAUCUUUAUAAAUAGAGAAUACAAAAGAAACAGAGAAGAAAAGGGAUAAACAACAUAACUUU
This is a messenger RNA of Fukomys damarensis (Damara mole-rat), 2084 nucleotides long. It is a transcript of the gene Oprd1, whose product is annotated as opioid receptor delta 1. Gene Ontology annotation, cellular component: membrane; neuron projection. The transcript is spliced from 3 exons. Gene Ontology annotation, molecular function: neuropeptide binding; G protein-coupled enkephalin receptor activity. Lineage: Eukaryota; Metazoa; Chordata; Mammalia; Rodentia; Bathyergidae. The record is from RefSeq and is a predicted model, not a curated record. Gene Ontology annotation, biological process: neuropeptide signaling pathway; G protein-coupled opioid receptor signaling pathway. Bases 530 to 1411 code for a protein of 293 amino acids.